AUGGCUGAAAGAGUGCUGGUGAUUGGCGGCGGUCCUGGGGAGCAGGUCUUCUCCACGAAACUGGCACAGUCUGGCCACGUGAAACAGGUAUUCAUGGCUCCAGGCAACGCAGCAACUCCAGACACUGGGAAGAUCUGUAACUCAGCUGUAUUAAUCAGUAACCCGGCUAUCUUAAAGCAGUUCUGCAAGGACCACAACAUUGGACUGGCAGUAGUUAACCCCGUUUCACUUCUCACUGCUGGAAUUAUCGAUGAUCUGACUGCUGCUGGACUGAGAUGUUUUGGACCUACUGGAAACGCAUCUCAGCUAGAGGCCAAUAAGUGUCUUGCCAAAGACUUUAUGGAUCGGCAUGGCAUCCCAACAGCUCGCUGGAAAUCCUUCACAAAUCCUCAUGAAGCUUGCAGAUUUAUUACCUAUUCAGACUUUCCUGCGCUGGUGGUAAAACCUAAUGGUUCGGCAUCUGGAAGAGACAUACACAUCGCCAACGAUAAAGAUGACGCCUGCAGAGCCGUGCAACAUCUCACACAAGACUGGACGCUGGGUACACAAACAGAAAUGUUUAUUGUUGAGGAGCGUCUGGAAGGUGAAGAAUUUUCUUGCUUGGCGUUUACCGAUGGGAACACGCUUGCUCCCAUGCCCCUCGUACGACUCCGGAAAGGACAGACACAUCAAGAUGAAAAUUUACAAGCAGCAGUUACAGGAGCGUUACGUCCAACAACUAAGGAAACCAAAGACAUUCUCCAGAAUAUUGCUGACGCUGUAAAGCAGGAAGGAUGGCAAUAUGCAGGUGUUAUAGGCGCCAGAGUGAUGUUAACCGGAGAAGGUCCUUUUAUUCUUGGGCUCAAAUGCACUUUCUCAGAUCCGGAUACCCAGGAGUGGCCGGCCGUCCAAAACUCCUCCAAGAGCAUCGACGACUCAUCCAGGAGGUCACAGAAGGACCCUGACCUAAAGCUCAAGCGCAGGAUGAUUAUUCUGCCGCUGCUGAAGUCUGAUCUUUACGAAGUGAUUGAAGCCGCUAUUACCAGGAAGCUUCACAGCUAUUCACCAGAGUGGGUGCGGGACGGAUCUGCCGCUAGCGCGAAACGCGUGGGUUACCCUCCGGGGAAUGAAACACAAUGCACAGAUCAUGGUCCGGAGAGCCCCCACUCCGGCCAGCACUACAUUGAAGUGGUGAUGAGCGGCAGAAGAGAUCUUAUAUCUGAGCGAGGUGACCUCGCGCCCUCUUCAGACGUGUGCGGUUUGUGUUGGGAUAUCAGAAAAUAUGUUGGAUAUUAUGAGUUGAACUCAGCUCUGUAUAAAGAUCCAGUUUUUCUAUGUACAACCAACAGUGCUGGAAGUAAAGCUAAGGUUGCCCAUGUCCAUGAUCGGCAUGGUUUAGUGGCCCAGGAGCUGGUGGCGGUUUGCAUGAAUGACCUCCUGUAUCAGGGAGCAGACACCCUCUUCUUCAUGCCUCACUUGGCACGAGGGCGACUUCAAGCAAAUGUGGCCGAGGAGAUCUCUGACGGAUUUGCGACAGUUUGUAAAACGGCUGGGGUGACAUUACUCGAGAGACAAAGUGUGGAUGAUCCCGACACUUACCCCGAUGGCUUUUACAGCCUCACCGGAUGUGCAGUGGGGGUAACGGAGAGGAGACACAGACUUCCGAGGAUGGAAAACAUGACAGAAGGGGACAUACUUAUCGGUGUAUACUCGUCGGCGGUGCAUUCCAGCAGCGUGGGUCUAAUAAGAAGGAUAAUGGACAAACAUUCCCUCAAAUACUCCUCCUUGUUACCGCUCCAGAACGAAGACCUCACCUGGGGUGAUUUGCUUUUGAAUCCAACCAAGAUGUAUGGUGCAUCGCUGCUUUCUGCUGUUCGGACCGGUUGCACCCGGGCAUUCAUUCCAGUUACAGAAGGUGGACUCAAAGGAAGCAUCCUUAAGGUCCUACCAGACUCUAUCGGAUUUAUUGUAGAUGCUCUGUGUUGGAAGAUCCCAUACAUCUUCUCCUGGUUGUACAAAGAAGGUGACCUUUCAGAGGAGGACAUGAUCUCAAGUUUUAACUGUGGCAUCGGAGCCGUGCUAAUAGUGCAGAAGAACAUGUCCCAGCACGUCCUCGAAGAGAUACAGAAGGAGGACGAGGCCUGGUUAAUCGGGGCCUUAACCCACCAUUGCGAAGGUUAA
Messenger RNA from Spea bombifrons (plains spadefoot toad), 2160 nucleotides. RefSeq names its product trifunctional purine biosynthetic protein adenosine-3-like. Gene Ontology annotation, biological process: 'de novo' IMP biosynthetic process; adenine biosynthetic process. Gene Ontology annotation, molecular function: ATP binding; metal ion binding; phosphoribosylamine-glycine ligase activity. NCBI's taxonomy places the organism in Eukaryota, Metazoa, Chordata, Amphibia, Anura, Pelobatidae. The coding region runs from base 1 to 2160 and encodes 719 amino acids. The transcript has 16 exons. Gene Ontology annotation, cellular component: cytosol. The record is from RefSeq and is a predicted model, not a curated record.